Molecule: messenger RNA, 3902 nt
Organism: Rhipicephalus microplus (southern cattle tick)
Lineage: Eukaryota; Metazoa; Arthropoda; Arachnida; Ixodida; Ixodidae
Gene: ebo
Product: exportin ellipsoid body open
Biological process (GO): protein export from nucleus
Molecular function (GO): nuclear export signal receptor activity
Source: RefSeq, a predicted model, not a curated record
AUGAAGGCCUGUCUCACUCAUGUAUUCGCGUGUCUCAUACGAGCGUGUUCCACGUCGGUCGUGACCUGCCACCAUGGUUCUUCUGCAGAGUGCCGUCUCUCUGAGCUGAGCAGGCAGGAAGGCAGCUGGCGACAGUGGUUGCGGCUGCUGUGCGGCAACAAGGAUCCCGGCCUGCUGGCCUUUGCCUUCUCUGCCCUCCAGGAUGCCAUUUCGAGGCGCGGUCUGGAUCUGUCCGCCCGCCAGGAGCUCCGCAGCAGCCUGCAGCACCUGCUGCUCUCCGCGCAGCAGCAACCGGCCUACGUGCGCAACAAGUUGUCGAAGCUGCUGGUAGACCUCGCUUGCGUCGACUGGCCGCACAAUGAACCCAGCUUCUUCGACGACAUUGCGCAGCUGUGCCAGUCCGAAGAGACUCGGCCGCUGGGUCUCCUUCUGCUGCAGACAACAUCGGAGGAAGUGGCCACUGCUCCACGCGGAAACGUAACCGCAGCCCGCUUGGACGAGCUGCGUCACCUGGUUGUGCAGCAGAUGCCCCGCAUGUGGGCAUUGAUAACAGGUGUGCUGAAGAGCGGCUCCGAUGGCGGCGUGAACAUUCACCGGGCACUUCAGUGUACGGAGCACCUGUUGAGCUGGUUGCCCCUGUCGGCCGUAGACCCAAAGCUCGUGGACGCCCUGUGCUGCCUCUGCGCGACAGCUGCAGCGUCGGCUUCUCAGGAAAGCCAAACGCAGGUUGACACCGAGGAGCUGGGUGCCUUGUCCCUAAGCUGCCUGUGCGAGGCCCUGUCGCGGGCUACAGCCUCUGACAUGGGAUCCGACUGCCUUCGGCUUCUUCAGCAGUUUGCCAUGGGCGCUCUGCAGGCUGCCAUUCCUUCUGCUGCGGCUGCUUCGUCGCACAACAGCUACCUCGACAAGCUGAUGGAGUUCCUACGCCUUUUCGUGAGUGCCAGCCUGCCAUGUUUUGAAGGCAACAGUCCUGCACUUCCUCAGCUGCUGUCUCUCCUGUACGAAUACACUUUUCGAGAGUCAAGUGCGGAGCGGUAUUGUGUCUGCCUGGAGAUGUGGGGCACGCUGCUGGUCCGGCUGGCGGCCCACCGGUCGGCCGACAGUUACCGGCCGCUGCUGCAGACGCUGGUGUCCCAGCUGUUGGCCAGGUGCUGCCAGGCGGAAGGGGCAGCCCAGUCUCUGCAGGAGCCGCAGCUGGCACUGGUUGCCAAAGCGGCCGAACUGACACCCCAGGAUGUCUGCGCUCAAGUGCUUUCGCUGCUGGAUCCAGAGCUCGACCAUUACCAGUCGCCUCACGGCGGCAGUGCAGCCGAGAGGUUGCGCAGUCUGUCUGCUGUGCUGCAAGCUCUGGGGCGGUUGGCCCCUCACCUGGACGUUAGCCUGGCACACACGACCACCACAAGGCUGUGCCAUGCUGCCAUCUACGGACGCCAGCUACUUGCCAAUGCAGAUGCUGCUAGGGCAGCCGAUGUUGCAAAUGCGCAGGCGCAUUUGUUGGCCUCUCUGCGAUUGCUCUGCACUUACCUAGGCAGCAAGUCUCCGCCUACAGAACUUGUGGUCGAGGCCGCCUUGCCUCCCAUCCUCGAACAGUGCCCCGAGAACGUGUGCCGAGCGGCUUGUGGCCUGCUGCUGUCGCUGAGCUCUAGCGUGCGGCCAGCGCAGCUCCUCUCUCUGGAGCCCAUGCAGCAGCUGUGCGAGCAGCUGUGCCAGGGGAGCCUACGACCGCUUAGCCCUCAGUGUGAACAGCUGGUAGUACAGGCGGCGCACGCAGCCUUGUGCCUGCCUUGGUCGGGCGUACCUGCUGCGGCGCAAUGCUGGGACCAGAGGGCCGUAGCGCAGAGCAGCUUGGUGAACGCCCUGGCACAGCCCCUGCUGCAGAAGCAGCCACCAGUUAACACAUCAUUAUUGGAAGUGCGAAACCACAUGCCAACAGCAAGAAAGUGUGAACAGCUGGUAGUACAGGCGGCGCACGCAGCCCUGUGCCUGCCUUGGUCGGGCGUACCUGCUGCGGCGCAGUGCUGGGACCAGAGGGCCGUAGCGCAGAGCAGCUUGGUGAACGCCCUGGCGCAGCCCCUGCUGCAGAAGCAGCCACCAGGUGAGCCAGUGAACCGUAGCCUGAGGUUACUGAGAGCCUUGGUGGAAGUGCUGGAAGGUUCAGGAAGUCGGUCAAAGCAGGUUGCCAGCACUGGUCUUGCCCCAGUAUGGCCACUUCUGUUGGAACGCCUGCCAGCGACCUUGCAAGCUGGUGUGGAGGACCCAGUGUUGGGCGUGCUGGCGUGCCUCGUGCGGGUGAUGGCGGCGCAGAUGGGAGCUACCAGGGUGGGUCCCCUGCUGGCUGUCCUGGAGCAGCGGGUGUCCCGAGAGUGCGAGGAGGCGAAGUCCGCCAUAAACGGACUCGAGUGGCUCCUGGCGCUCUUGCUGCCCCUCGUUAGGGAGCCCAGUCUCGGCGAGUUCCUGCCCGCCGUUCUGAGGCUCUGCCUGGACCAGGUCCACCCGCGGCUUGCUCAGUGUCCCGCACUGGUGCCUGUGCUGGGGCCGCCGCUGUUUGAGCUGCUGGAACAGUGCCUGGUGUGCCACUGGCGCCGGUUCUUUCCCGGUGGCGUGGCGGCCCCCGAGGAGCUGCACAACGGGCUUGAGUUUGGCCGGCUGCUAUCCGCGUACGGCUGGUCCCUGCGGAUGGGCGAACCGGGCCUCGUGCGCCAGAACCUGUUGGCCCUGUCGGCGCUCAACCGCCGGUGUCGACUCUUCCACAAGGCAGCCUUUCGAGAGUGCUUUUUAGGUCAGUUCGUGGAGGCCCUGCUGAGCUGCCUGGUGUCGUCGCCCGUGCGCGAUCUGCUCAGGGAUGAGUUUCAGCAGCUGCUGUUCGAACUGGCUGCCGUGGAUUUUGAGAUGUUCUACGGCCACCUCCUUCCGGCACUGAUUCCACCCGAGCCGCUGGCGAGUCUCGCGUGGGAGCGCGACUUGCCCUCUUUCUCUCGACAGAUGGAGCGUCUCGUUGGUGACUUGCGCCGCGCCGCUGGCUGAUGACCGGGGAGUUGGCAGGCGGGGCUUGAUUGAUGAGUAACACCUUAAGGUGGAAGUUUUGGACGGUCGAGAAACUUCUAAAUUCAACGGGUUCGAGCCCCAACAGAGUCAGUCUGGGGCAACGAACUGAGCAACCGUGAUGCUGUGAUGUCCAUGACCAAAUUGGGUGCAGUGGAGCACCUACGGCACAUGACUGUACUUUGUCUCACAUGGAUAUUGCCGGGCUGCAGCUGCCGGCACUCUCACGACCAACGAGCCGGUGCAUUUCCCCCAUUCCCCCCAACCCCCUAGAGUUGUGUACUUGCAAAAGAUGCCAGUGAGUUUACUGUUACACGAAUAAAUAACUAAGAACUCCUGUGUAUCCGUAGCUUGGAUGAACAAUUUUAAUUAUUGACGACGUGUUUCACCUGAUGUGCGCUGAUACAUGUGCCUUCUGGUAAAAAAAAAACAAUCUUGUCUCGUUUCCUUAUGAGUUGUGCAAGUCUCUUGUGCACAACUUAUUCACAUCUUGUGAGGUCAAUCUAGUUUUGUUAGUCAUUGCAUGACCUUAUCAUUGUUAUUGUUACAGCUAAACCUCGUAUCAAAUUUGCAUGUGAUACGAGAGUACCAUCAUCAAUUUAAGAAAAGAUAAACGUAUAUUAGUCAGUGCAAAAUGUCGAAGUUGUGCUUGUGUGCUUUGUUAUAAUUGAGAACCCGCUUGAUUGGUGUUCUUUAUGUGAAUGUUUUGCCGUAUGUAGCGGCAAAUUUGUUUAUUUGAGAUCUCAAUAACUUGCUGCACGCUCUGUUGAAAAGCCAAAAAAAUGACAAGUCAUUCGCCGAAUGUUAGCAUUUUGGGCGCGUGGAAGUCUUGCUUCUUCCGUGUGCUCAUUAUUGUGGUG